CGACACAGUCCAUCGGAUCCUUUAGUGAACUAACAAGUGAGCAGUCACCAAAUCAAGCAAAAUGAUCGCCAAAUUUGUUGUAAUCUUCUCCCUCGCCGUCGCCGCCGCCAAUGCCGGAGUGCUACCGCUCGCUGCUGCACCUGCCGCGCUUGUGGCUCCUGCAGUGGCACCCGCGGCAUACGCUGUGGCACCUUAUGCUAGUUCAUACUCUGCACACUCAGUCAACCACGCCGUUGCUGCCCCAGUUGUCGCCUCCGCUCCCUACGUUGCUGCUGCCCCUGCCCCUUACGUCGCUGCCGCUUCCCCUUACUACGCAGCCGCUUCUCCUUACAUUGCCAACCCAUACGUAGCGGCAGCUAGAUACGUCUCCGCCCCCUACUACUUAUAAGCAAAUUUUGGUGUUAUCAUUGCCCAGUGA
This is a messenger RNA of Vanessa atalanta (red admiral), 418 nucleotides long. RefSeq names its product cuticle protein 63-like. The coding region runs from base 62 to 388 and encodes 108 amino acids. The record is from RefSeq and is a predicted model, not a curated record. Lineage: Eukaryota; Metazoa; Arthropoda; Insecta; Lepidoptera; Nymphalidae. The transcript is spliced from 2 exons.